Anguilla anguilla (European eel) is the source of this 4017-nucleotide messenger RNA. Its product is annotated as NACHT, LRR and PYD domains-containing protein 3-like. The record is from RefSeq and is a predicted model, not a curated record. Gene Ontology annotation, molecular function: protein binding. Lineage: Eukaryota; Metazoa; Chordata; Actinopteri; Anguilliformes; Anguillidae. The transcript has 14 exons. The annotation marks the transcript as partial.
AAAGAGAAACUGAAACUUAACGGCCAUUUUAAAAAUGGAGGAGAAAGAAUCCCCAGGAAAGAAGGAAUUAGUUAAUAAAUUAAUAAAUUAAAUUAAAUGUAAAAAACGGAGUAAACAGUCUAUUGUGGAGUGGAACUGAGGGUCCAGGUAGAUAGGGCUGGGUCACCUGUACCCAGCUGUCUGUCUAUGAAGAGUGACCGUUCAAUGGAUCCUCCAGUCGGCUUCAGAGGAGAGUUCACAGGUGAUCAAAGGGUCCAGGUAGAUAGGGCUGGGUCACCUGUACCCAGCUGUCUGUCUAUGAAGAGUGACCGUUCAAUGGAUCCUCCAGUCGGCUUCAGAGGAGAGUUCACAGGUGAUCAAAGGGCCCAGGUAGAUAGGGCUGGGUCACCUGUACCCAGCUGUCUGUCUAUGAAGAGUGACCGUUCAAUGGAUCCUCCAUUCGACUUCAGAGGAGAGUUCACAGGUGAUCAAAGGGCCCAGGUAGAUAGGGCUGGGUCACCUGUACCCAGCUGUCUGUCUAUGAAGAGUGACCGUUCAAUGGAUCCUCCAUUCGACUUCAGAGGAGAGUUCACAGGUGAUCAAAGGGCCCAGGUAGAUAGGGCUGGGUCACCUGUACCCAGCUGUCUGUCUAUGAAGAGUGACCGUUCAAUGGAUCCUCCAUUCGACUUCAGAGGAGAGUUCACAGGUGAUCAAAGGAUUCACUGCUCACUGGAUUCAAGUCGUUCAGAUGAGAUGAGUUCAGAGAAACUGUUCUCCACAAAACAGUCUCUCCUGCGCACUCUGAUGAAGCUGAAGAAGACUGAAAAGUUGAAACUGUUUCAGAGCCAUCUGAGCCAGGGUUGCCCAGAAUGCUUACAUAGUCUUCCUGAAGAUCCUUCUGUACUGGAUAAGCUUAUGAAGAUCAAGGAAGUGUUCAAGAGUCAUCAAAUUGCUGAUUACCCAGAAUGCACUGAGAGAGGGCAGGAGGAUCCUGAGGCCCUGUACAUAGUUGAGAAGAUGCUGGAGACCUGUGGCAUUGAGGGGUCUCUGAAUAUCACACUCCAUAUCCUGAGGAACAUGAAGAAGAAGGAUGUCACUGACCCACUGGAGAGAGAUGAGCAGCACAAUGAAUUCAAAGAAAGAGCCCAGCAGGCACUGAAACCUCAUCUGAAGAAGAGGUUUGAAUGCAUAUUUGAAGGUUUAGCAAAGCAAGGCCACCAAAUCCUCCUCAAUGAGAUCUAUACAGAGCUCUACAUCACAGAGGGGGGAAGUAGGGGGGUCAAUGAUGAACAUGAGAUCAGACAGAUUGAGAUAGCAUCGAAGAGACACACCACAGAGGAGAUUGCAAUCCUCUGCAAUGACAUCUUUAAGCCUUCACCUGGACAAGAGAAACCCAUCAGAACUGUGCUUACAAAGGGCAUCGCUGGCAUUGGGAAAACAGUCUCUGUGCAGAAGUUCAUUCUGGACUGGGCAGAUGGAAAAGCCAAUCAGGACAUUGAUUUCAUCUUCACUCUUCCUUUCCGAGAUCUGAAUCUGAAAAAGGAGAGAGAAUUUAGUCUCAUGGAACUUCUGCAGCAAUACCAUCCACAACUGAAAGAGAUCAAAAGUUUUGAAGGUGAUGAAGUCAAAGUUGUGUUCAUCUUUGAUGGUCUGGAUGAGUGUCGACUUGCUCUAGAUUUCCAAAGCAAUGAGAUUUGCUGUGAUAUAACAGAAUCAUCAUCAUUGGAUGUGCUGCUGACCAACCUCAUUAAGGGGAAUCUGCUUCCCUCUGCCCUCCUCUGGAUCACCUCCCGACCAGCAGCAGCCAAUCAGAUCCCUCCUGAGUGCGUCCACCAGGUGACAGAGGUACGAGGAUUCAAUGACCCACAGAAGGAGGAGUACUUCAGGAAGAGAAUCAGAGAUCGGAACAAGGCCAGCAAAAUUAUCUCACACAUAAAGUCAUCCAGGAGUCUCUACAUCAUGUGUCACAUACCAGUCUUCUGCUGGAUUUCUGCUACUGUUCUGGAGACAAUGUUGGAUAAAGUGAGUGGAGACCUGCCCAAAACUCUGACUGAAAUGUACACACACUUCCUGCUCAUUCAGACUAAUGUGAAGAAUGAGAAGUAUCAUGGCACCAAUGAGACAACCCCAAAGAAAAUUUCAGCAUCAAAUACAGAAAUCAUCCUGAAACUGGGGCAGCUGGCUUUACGACAGCUGGAAAGGGGCAAUCUGAUAUUCUAUGAAGAGGACCUGAGAGAGAUGGGCAUUGAUGUCAGUGAAGCUUCAGUGUACUCUGGGGUGUGCACAGAGAUCUUUAAAGAGGAGUGUGGGUUGGGUGAGGAGAAGGUCUACUGCUUUGUGCAUCUGAGCAUUCAGGAGUAUCUGGCUGCCUUGUUUGUGUUUCAUUCAUGUAUGAAUAAGAACAGAAAUGUACUCAGAGCAGAAGAAUCAAAACCUCGCAGUGACAGAGUGCAGCUGUCUGAGUUACACAGGACUGCAGUGGAUCAGGCCUUAGAGAGUAAGAAUGGACACCUGGACCUUUUCCUCAGAUUCCUUCUAGGCCUCUCUCUGGACUCCAUUCAGACUCUAUUAGGAGGAAUACUGACACAGACAGGAAGCAGAUCACCUGUACCAGAUCCACAGACACAGACAGGAAGCAGAUCAGCCUGCAUUGAGGAAACAGUAUUGUACAUAAAGGAGAGGAUCAAAAAAGAAUCUUCAGCAGAGAGGACCAUAAAUCUGUUCCACUGUCUCAAUGAACUGAAUGACAACUCUCUAGUGGAGGAAAUCAAGAAUCUCCAGAGAUCAGGAAAACACUCUAAUGAAAAGCUGGAACCACACCAAUGUUCAGCCCUGGCCUUUGUGUUACUGAUGUCAGAGGAGAUCCUAGAUGAGUUUGACUUGAAGACCUACAACACAUCAGCAGCAGGUCAUCAGAGACUGCUACCAGUACUCAGGAACUGCAGGAAGGCCAUGCUGAACAGCUGUGGCCUCACAGAGAAGUCCUGUGAAAUUGUGGCCCCUACUCUCCAGUCAUCAAACUCACCCCUGAGAGAUCUGGACCUCAGCUACAAUAGCCUGGGAGAUUCAGGAGUGAAGCAGCUCUGUGCUGGACUGAUGAGUCCAAACUGUAAACUACAGACACUGGGGCUGGGUUGGUGUAAUCUCACAGAGGGCUGCUGUGAUGUUCUGGCUUCAGUCCUGCGUUCUUCUCACUCAGAGCUGAGAGAUCUGGAGCUCAGAGACAAUGAGCUGCAGGAUUCAGGGGUGAGAGCGCUCUCUGCUGGACUGGAGGACCCACACUGUAAACUGCAGAGACUGGGGCUGUCAGGCUGUAGAGUCACACAGAGAGGCUGUGAUUCUCUGGCUUCAGCUCUGUGUUCAAACCCCUCACACCUGAGAGAGCUGGACCUGAGAUACAAUCACCCAGGAGACUCAGGUGUGAGAGGGCUGUCUGCUGCUAAACUGGACACACUCACACUGCUUGUGGACCAUGGAGGAGAGAACAGGACCAAACCCGGACCCAAGAAAUACGGCUGUCAGCUCACACUGGAUCCAAACACAGCGCAGAGAAACCUGUCUCUGUCUGAGGGGAACAGGAGGGUGACACACUCAUCGAGGAGAGAGGAGCCAUAUCCUGAUCAUCCUGAGAGAUUUGAGCGCUGGCCCCAGGUUGUGUGCAGAGAGAGUGUGUGUGAGCGCUGUUACUGGGAGGCUGAGUUCAGUGUGUCUGAGGGGGAAGGGGUUGAUAUAGCAGUGACAGAUAAAGGAAUCAGCAGGGAAGGAGGGGAUUCUGACUGUGUGUUUGGAUUGAAUAAAAACUCCUGGAGUCUGCGGUGCUUUCAUUACGGUGACUCUGAUAAACUCAGAUACUGUGUCUGGCACAAUAAGAACCGAACAGACAUACCUGCCCCCGCCUCCCCCUACCGCACAGCAGGAGUGUGUGAUGAUGAUGAUGCUGGUAAAGGAGUGUGUGUGUACAGGGUAGGAGUGUGUGUGGACCGUCCGGCCGGCACUCUGUCCUUCUACAGCGUCUCUGACUCUGACACACUGACCCUG